Molecule: messenger RNA, 2156 nt
Organism: Elaeis guineensis (African oil palm)
Lineage: Eukaryota; Viridiplantae; Streptophyta; Magnoliopsida; Arecales; Arecaceae
Biological process (GO): transport
Molecular function (GO): transmembrane transporter activity
Source: RefSeq, a predicted model, not a curated record
GGUUGUUGUGCGAGUUGCGGUGGUGUGAGUUGGUCCCCUGAGGUUUUGAGAGCUUAAUCUUGGUAGAAGCAUGAUAUUUUGAAGGAUUUGGGGAUUUGGAAGGUUCUUGACGUUCCUUCGCUGUCUCCGACGCCGGGAAUAAGCUCCAAUUCGCCGUCGAAGUAUCCAUAUUUAUCUCACGGUUAACCCGCGUUUGAGCCAUACACAUGGGGAAUCUUCUCCAGGAGAAUAUGUUCGCAGGCCACGCCAUUGCGGCCGCCGGCUCUGUCGCCGUGGCCUCUUCCCUCACUCAUCCCCUCGACACCCUCAAGACCCUCCUCCAGGUUGGUGCGGGGUCUACGCAACAAUUGGGUAUAGCUCAGGUGGUAGAAAGGGUUCGAUUGGUGUCAGGAGUUUCAGGUUUAUAUAGUGGGUUUGGAUUGUCAACACUCGGUAUGAUUUCAGGGAUAGGAGCACGCUUUGGAAUCUAUGAAAUAAUAACAGCUUUUUAUAAAGAUGGAAGGGAAGACAACUAUGUGUAUGUUUCUGAGGCUCUUUUGGCUGGCAUAGCUGCUGGUGCCAUAGAAUCUGUCAUGCUUACUCCAUUUGAACUUCUUAAGCUUCGCAGACAAGUGUCAGCAUCACGCUUUAAAACUUCAAUCUCUCAUAAGGCUAUGCAAGAAUCAACUCCACCAAUUUCAAAACUAUUACCUGGUUAUACUCCGGAUAUCAAGGCAUGGAACAGUACUGUUGGUCUUUUGUCCACUCUUUCUCCCAAACAUCCAGACAUGGUUGGUGCGCUGAAACAGUACCCUUGGAUGCUGACUGGUUCUGGCAGACCACCACUUGCAUCUGAUGUUAAAGGUCCUUUCAAUAUCAUAUCCUUGGAAGGAUGGAGUGCUUUAUGGAAAGGACUUCGGCCAGGAAUUGCUCGAGACUGUGUAUUUGGCGGUGUUUUCUUUUCCGUCUGGCAAUUCUUUCACAUAGCUAUGCUUAACUGGAAGGCUCUUGAUAUAAACCCUCCUCCCAGGUCAAUUGAUGAAGCAGGUCCUGUAACACCAUUGGCUUCUAGUCUUGCUGCUGGCUUUUCUGGUACAGUGGCUGCUGCUGCUUCUCACUCUUUUGACACUGCUAAAAGUCGGUCACAAUGUAUUGUUACACCGAAGUACAUCGCCAUGGAGAGGAAGCUUCUUAGAUGGAAAGCACCUGGAAUUUGGCUAGAAAGAGUGACAGGGAUGUCUCCUGCUGAUAGGAAUAUCAUGUUCCGUGGUCUUUGGCUGCGGAUGGCACGCAGUGGAAUUGCAUCUUCCGCACUUGUUGGAAGUUACUUACUAGCAGUUGAAUAUCUCUUUUAACUGUCAUUUGACUGAGGUUGGAAGCACCAGAAAACAGGCAGCGGCCCCCUAAACAAUGUAAACAUGAGGUAUGCUAGUAUUUUCUUCCUCUCUCAUCAUGAGUUCUUCUCAGGUCUGUUUGUAUUACAGGUUAUAUUGCCUCGUAUUGUUCUAUCAAUCAAGACAGAUGGGUCCGUAUACGAUAUCAUGCUCCAUGAAUGUUCAGUGAGAUCAAAAUUACCAAGCGGCUCAAAGUUGCACCUUCACUGGAGCAAGAAGUUUGAGCAAAAUUACGAUUCAUUGACUGGAUGUUUGGAGAACAACCUAUUAGUUACAUUCAGAAGCAAAACUGUUAGGCAUCUAUGUGUUCAACAUGUACUUUUGGUUAAUUAUUCUGAUUUUGAUGAUAUCAGGUGAAGUUCGGACAGUUGCAAUUGCCUAUGACAAGAAGAUUUUGAGAGCUUAUUAUGUGAAAUCUUUUCAACAUUGAAUAUCCAGAAAUUUUAGACAUUGUAGUGGAACUGUUAUGAUUUGAUUGCAAACAAAGAGAGCAAGGGGGCAAUUGUGCCCCUUGAAAUUUUAGAUUUCCCUUGAUUAGGGGCUGUUUCAGCUAGGUUUCCCUCUCUCGUUUUGUGAAAAUUUCUGCAGCAGAUGGCACAUGGCUUGUGAACUUGGUGUUUUGAUAAAUAACUCUCUAAACUUAGGAGUUCCUGGUUAUAGAGGCAUGGAACUAUCUAGGGGGUGGUGAUAACAUGAGGUUAUGUAAGGGUAAGGCCAUGGUAUUAUGAAAAUAUAACGCAAAAUUCACAUGCUUACGUGCGUCUAAAGAAAUGAACAAAGCAA